AGACCUAAAUACAUUAAUAUGGUGAUUUCUUUUAAUCCCAGCACUACUGCCGUAUGUCUAGUGUAUAUUUUUCUUUUGUAUACUAAAUAGGAGCCUCAAUCCAAGCGCGACAGGCGGCUAUUCCACGUGACCCCCGGUCACGGGUCCCACCGCAGCUUUUUGAAUUCCCAGAAAAGAACCUCCAACAAGAAAGCCGGUCCAUUCGACGACAGACGCACCAUCACGAUGCCCCGUCAUUCCGUGACACGGCUCGCUCGCCAGGUUGGGGGCCUUCCGCUGGCCGAAUUGCCCCCUCCGUAUCUUGCGCCGUCCCUCCAUUUCUCGCUCAUCCGAUCACCCGUUCAAUCCUCCAACUUCUCGUCCACCGCGGUUGUCGCUGGCCAUGGCCGGGAUCUCAGCAAGACCCGCGGAGUCUCUGCCAUCCACCGAAGCGGUCCCAAGUUUAAAUUGGGCGUGUCGAAAUACCCAUUGCCGAAGCCUGUGUCUCCCGAAUCGUUGGAACGCCGUCACCCUACACCCGACCAUGGACUGUGGGGUUUCUUCCCCAAGGGCAAAGAGGCAUUGAGCUCGCCGGAAUACGAUACCGCUCAUGGCCGGCCUUGGUCCAUCCAGGAACUCCGCGAAAAGUCCUGGGAUGAUCUCCACAGACUCUGGUGGGUUUGUGUUAAGGAACGCAACCGCAUAGCCACCUCCAACUUGGAGCGUCAGCGAGUGAAGGCUGGAUACGGAGAAUAUGAAUCAGAAGAACGGGAGCGAGUGGUCCGUGUCACCCAGAAAUCCAUUAAGCACGUUCUGCGGGAGCGAUGGUACGCCUGGGAGGACGCACAGAAGCUUUACAAGCAGGGUUACCGGCCCCAAGAGGAUACCCAGGAAUAAGCAAAGAGUGACAUGAAGGUUCCUCGGCCCCGUAUAGCUCUCCACAACAGCACCCUCCCUGUCUCGGAAAGUCUAUCAACUGGUCCCGAAUGUAAUAUUAUCAUGGAUUGCCCAUUUUUAUGUACUGCUACGUUUUAUAUUAUUUUAUUUUGAUUUUGGAUCAAUGCCCUGUCCGAUAGAACAAUGGAAAAAGGACGGCACUACGACGCAUAGACACCCCCAUGUCUAGUAAAGCGCCGGAACUAGCUGUCAAUAAUGAUGCAUAUCAAUAUGAAACUGGCCGUCUAGAAACAGGAGAGAAAGAAAAGGGGUUUUGGAAAUUCAGGAG
This is a messenger RNA of Aspergillus glaucus CBS 516.65, 1204 nucleotides long. It is a transcript of the gene mrpl4, whose product is annotated as mitochondrial 54S ribosomal protein uL29m. Gene Ontology annotation, molecular function: structural constituent of ribosome. The record is from RefSeq and is a predicted model, not a curated record. Bases 226 to 876 code for a protein of 216 amino acids. NCBI's taxonomy places the organism in Eukaryota, Fungi, Ascomycota, Eurotiomycetes, Eurotiales, Aspergillaceae. Gene Ontology annotation, cellular component: mitochondrial ribosome; mitochondrial large ribosomal subunit. The transcript is spliced from 3 exons. Gene Ontology annotation, biological process: mitochondrial translation.